CUCUUACCAUCGUUACUACCACAACCACCAUCUACCUACGCUCAUCCACUCGUUACCACACGACUCAAUCCCUACCCAGAACCGUACGAGUCGUCGUUGCGGCGGGAUGUCGUACACUUCCUCACCCCCUUCGUCCCCCGACGCAAGCCGUGCUGCCAUCUUGGGCGCAGCUACCAAUGGCUGGUCUCCGCAGCGACAACACAAACGCGACUUCUUCAGCCCUCCUCCUUCUUCGUCUGAAGCUGGCGACAUGAUGAGCCCCACGGCCAGCCCGAGCCGCAACUUUGACCCCAAGGCUCUUCGCAGCCAUGGCCUCGUAUCCAAUAGCAUCUUCAAGCAGCCAGGUACCAGCAGCAGUGGGGCAGGUAGCAGCAGCCCUGCUUCGCCGACCAGACCAAGCGCUGGCAUUGGACGCGGAGCAUCGCCUGCUCCUAGCAGAAUGGGAGUUGGGCUUGGCAUCGGCGUCGAGCAGCAACGCCAACGCGCAGCCUUCAUGCCGAGCAGGAGCUCGAGGGAAGAGCUGAGCAGUCUUGCUGGCCAAGAGAAUGCUCAUGCUAGCGCUGUUCCUCCUCGCAAGAGCCAAGCAUACAGCAUGCUCACAAAGAGCAAUUACGUCACCAACAGCCCCUUCAAGUCCGGCAGCGGCCCUCAUUCGCCAGACGGCGCUUCUACUUCACAACAGACUCGUCCUCUUUCCUUUGCAGCAGCAGAGCCGCCCACUACGCCUCCUCAGUCGCCUCGGGCCGAGCUCUUCUCAACUCCUCGCGGUCCAGCUCGCUCGCCUGCAAGCGGCACUCCCUCCGGACGCAGCAACCUGACCUCCAACCGACUUCACGGUCCUCGCCAGAUGUCGUCAUCAGGCUCGCCGACCAAAGCCAGCGAGGAGGCAGCUGUCAAGCAAGAGCGACGCAAGACGGUCACCUUCGACGAGGAGCCCGACGUGCAAGAAUUUGACAAGGAGAGCAGCUUCGACGGACAGAGCCUUCGCAGCGGAAAUAGCAACGGCUCGCUGCAAUCUGAGGAGCGAUACGGUAGCCAAGCUGAGGCCGACCGAGCCUACUUUAACAGCCAGCGUCAGCAGCUCACCGUCAUGAAUGGCAGCCCUAGCGAGUCAGCAAGCAGCCCAGAGAUGCGAGAGCACGACAUCCUCUCACUCUCCUCCGCAGACUCGCGCGAGAUGUCCUCGUCCGAGGCAUCCCUGCCUUCGAGCCCCGAGAGGUCUGCAGGAGCUCAGCUUGGAGGAGAAGGGGACGCCUCGUACGACAAGACGUGGGCUACCGCAGCCGAUGAGACGGCAAAGGAUGGCAGCUACCUUAGCCUCGGGGGCCUUCAUCGCGUCGACAGCAUGGUCGACGAGCUGCUGCAAGCCGACAUCCUCACCACUCCGCCUCUCGAGGAGUCGCCGCCUCCUGCUCAGCAACAAGAGAAGCCCGUCAGAAGGGGCGCAACUCCUCGAACACAGCAGCGCGGGGCAGUAGAGGAAACCGCCGUGGAAAAACAGCUAAACCUUCCCAAGCCAGCUGAAGACCGUAGUCUGCCGACGCUGCCUAACUGGAGCCCAAUCAUGUUCGACUCAAAGGCUUUGCCUGACUUUGGAGGUGAUGUCUCCCAGCAAGCAGAGAUCGUCGCCCCAUCGAGCUCGUCCAACACCCCCACGCCUCCGCCCGAGGUCCCUCAGCAACGUCGUCCAGGCGGGCGACCUCACAUCUCGCGCGACGCUGUGCUGGAGCGCGUCGCGAAGGAGAAGAAGGCUCAGGCAGAGGCAGAGCAGAAGCACCAAGACGCGCUGCCUCAGCGCUCACAGGAAGCUGCCGACGUCUCUAUGCCCAUCUCCCGCACUCAGACGGAGCUCAACAAGGGUCGACCAUCUGCACCAGCUGCCGUGGUUCGCGGACCGUCCAGUCACCCCGAGUUGGCCUCUUCUCGUCCAGAGCCAUCGAUGUACGAGUCAAAGCCGCAGCCGACGCCAAGCCCCGUUGAGGAGCACAAGGUCGGCGAUAUCAGCCCUCUUGAUCGUAUUGGAGGCGCGCUCGCCUUGACGACCGAGCCUGUCGCGGCAGACGACUCGGCCAAUGCAGAGUCGCCCUGGUUCAACCCUCACCCAUCGCCGGCCGCUGGGUCCUCGCAGGCUCAAGGCAUCAAGCGCGAAGGGGCACCUGCUCAUCUGGCUCUGCCUUCGUCGAGCUCGGAACAGGUCGUUGCCGCACCGCCAAGCCCUGCUCUCAGCACGCACUCGAACCUUGGCCCGCUUCCUCCAGCCAUCACGCCGGAGCAGCACGCCGAGCAGAUCAUCGCGCGUCGUCGAAGCAAGAACAAGGGGCGAAGAAAGCGCAGCAUGAGCACAGGAGACGCGGGCGUCACUCACGCUCGAGCCGCACGAGCGGCGGCGGCAGCGUCCGGAGCAAAUGACGCCGAGAGCGCUCGCAUGCCUGACGCGGACGAGGAGAUGGAGGAGAUGGAGUCGCUUCCCUCUGACCGCGCCAGCAUCCAGGAGGACCUGCACAAGAGCAAGCUCAUGCUUGACCACACUGUACAGAAGGCAGUUGACGAGGGCUUUGGCAACGGCUUGUGCCGCGACAUCAGCCGCAUCUUCCGAGACGGCGAUUCGCCCUAUAAGGUCAAGGAUCGUGGGGCCUUCGCUGCCGCGUCCGAGGAGAAGAUCUCGCAUUCCACCACAGCAGGCGACGUUGAUGCUGGCAAGGCAUGGAGGAAGCUACGCCGCCCCUCUGACAUCAAUGAGUACGCCGAGGAGAUGCGCGCCUACCGCGCCAACGAGAAUCCCAAGAAGGCAGCAGGCAAAGUUUUCGUCAUGGUCGACUCGUUCCUGCCCGCCAAUCUGCCCGUCCCCGCGGUCCCCACCAAGUUCUUCUGCAUUCUCGACAACGGCUUGCACGUCGUCAAGACUGGAUUGAGCGAGCUCGGGUCGGCCUGCAAUCCAAUUGGCCAAGAGUUCGAGCUCAUCCAGCACAAGAAUCUCGAGUUCAGCCUCACCCUGUUUGUGCAGCAGGAGGAUCCGCGCUCGGCCAGCCCAACGAAGGAGAAGAGCAAGACCGGCAGCAUCACCAAGAGCUUCAUGAGCCGCUUGCUCCGCAGCCCGAAGAAGGGCAAGUACCAUGACCACGGCGACGAGCAGCAGAAUGGCCAAUCAUCCAUGGCCGCCUUCACCAACCGCGAGGGUGCCUUCGGUCGCGUGGACCUCGUCUUCGAGACGGUCGCAGCCAAAUGCUUGGGCAAGGCCCUCGUUGUCGACCUUCCCGUGCACGGCGUAGCAGACCCUGUCUCGAGCAUCUCAGGGCACGCCUCGAUCAACUCUCGUCGCCAUGCGGACUUCUCGCGCAAUCUCAGCCGAGCGCGCGGCCACCUCCGUCUCAAGCUCUUCUACCUCCCUCCCAUGCCCAGCGUGCCUAAGAAGCUCCUCCCCGAGAACUUGCGCGAGUGUCUGCUCGGCAUGGAGGCGGCCCAGUGGCAAUCCGAGCCUCGUCUCUCCGGCAUCCUCACACAGCAGGGUGGUGACUGCAGAACGUGGCGACGACGCCCCGUCAAGGCGCAGGGAUCCUUCCUGAUCUGCUACAACGAUGUCACCAAGCGACCCACAGUCAAGAUCGACAUCAGCAAAGCCAAAUCGAUCGACGAGUCCUGGGACCCGUAUGACCCGAGCCUGCUCAAGGGCCAAGAUGGCAAGAUGGCCUCGCGCAAGAGCAUGGCUGCAAAGUGGAACGCGGACGAGGAGCCGGACGAGUCUUAUCAUGUGCCGAACUCUUUCCGGGUCACAUUUGCGGAUGGAGAGGUCAUCUCCUUCUUCGCGGACACGGACGAGGAGCGCAAGCUCUGGGUCAAGGAGCUCAAGGCUAUGAUUGAGAGUCAGAGGGGGCAGGCGCCCAUGUGGGCGCAGGUGGCGUGGGAUAUUGUGCGGGGCGUCGAGGCAAGGAAGAAUGCCCCGUCUGCAAGCGGUAGCAGCUCUGCUUCGACCACAGCAAUGAGUCGCCAAAGCAGCCAGCUCACGACGACGUCUGCGGCUCCGAGCACCAGCUCAUCUAACAGCGGUGCUAGCGCUUUGGGUCCGAGCGGCUCGAACGGCAAGCUCUUUGCCAACAACAAGGUCCCGCCCACGGUGACCGAGGAGCCCGCUAUACCCCCGCCCGCCCGCUCUGCAAGCCCAGUGCGUCGCAAGCCACUUCCAAGCACGGCGGAUGGCUUGGCUCGCUCUCCUCUGCCAAGUACAGUCCCAUCAAGCGCCACGCCUCGACGUGCACCAACCACUCCUGUGCCCAAGACCCUCGGCGCCGGCGGUGGGGUCCCUGCUGGCAUCCUCCGGCCAGGGCAGAUCUUCAACUCCUCCACGCCUAUGCAGCAACAACGCUCAGCUAUGGCCUUGGGCACUCCUGGCAGCGCCGCGAGGCCGAACAUGCCUAUGCGCCCGCAAUCGGAGCUGUUCACGCCUGUGAGGAAGCAGAGCGUUGCCUUUGGGCAGCAGCCGCAGCGUCGCGUUUGAGCUGCUGAGCUGGUCCAAGUUGUGGACACUCUACUUCGAUUUCAUCAAAUCCUCUUGAACAUUUCCUUCCCCUUCACCUCUUCGACUUCCACACACACCGUAUAUUAACUCUUGCGGAAACGCAUCCACCCCGACCAUCCUCUCCUCUUCUCACCAUCUCGUAGCCUCGUCUCUUCUCGUUGUCUCGUUCCAGUUGCGCACGUUGUAGUCUCUCGAUUUCUCAAAGUGGCCCUUCGCGUUUCUUGUCAUUCGGUCCGAUCCUAUCGCAGAGAAAUUCAAUCUCGUUGCGAGCAUA
Molecule: messenger RNA, 4787 nt
Organism: Jaminaea rosea
Lineage: Eukaryota; Fungi; Basidiomycota; Exobasidiomycetes; Microstromatales
Exons: 1
Coding region: 107-4492 (1461 amino acids)
Molecular function (GO): GTP binding
Source: RefSeq, a predicted model, not a curated record